This is a messenger RNA of Hemicordylus capensis (graceful crag lizard), 2369 nucleotides long. RefSeq names its product bifunctional apoptosis regulator (gene BFAR). Gene Ontology annotation, biological process: proteasome-mediated ubiquitin-dependent protein catabolic process. The record is from RefSeq and is a predicted model, not a curated record. The coding region runs from base 211 to 1557 and encodes 448 amino acids. The transcript has 8 exons. Gene Ontology annotation, cellular component: nucleus. NCBI's taxonomy places the organism in Eukaryota, Metazoa, Chordata, Lepidosauria, Squamata, Cordylidae. Gene Ontology annotation, molecular function: protein binding; ubiquitin protein ligase activity.
AGGAAGUCUGGCCCUCUAUGCUUAGUCAUCGGGCAGACGCUUCCACGCCGCGGGAGGGCCGCUUCAGUGUGACGGCGGCGCGACCGGAACUAGGUGCCGGCGGGGCUCUCAGCGGAGGGGACGGAGAUGCUCCUGCCAGGAAUCCGUAAUGUGCUGCAGGACUGAAGAACGUGAGGACUGUCCUCUGGUUGCGUCAGGUGCCAAGAGAAUAUGGAGGAAGGUGUAGAAGUACAAACGGAGAGGCUGGACCGGAGGGCAGCGGCUGCUGCUUUUGGGACCAGCCGGCAGAUCUCUGUCAGCGAAUUCUCUUGCCACUGCUGCUAUGACAUCCUGGUCAACCCCACCACCUUGAAUUGUGGCCACAGCUUCUGUAGACAUUGCCUGGCAUUAUGGUGGAUGUCCUCUAGGAAGACGGAGUGUCCAGAAUGCAGGGAGAAGUGGGAAGGAUUCCCCAAGGUCAACAUCCUCCUCAGAGAUGCCAUUGAAAAGCUGUUUCCCGAUGCCGUUGAACAGCGCAAAGACGACAUCCAGCAAAACAGUGAUGUGUCUCAGAGCCUUGCAGCUUUUCAGAAAUAUGGAAGUGAUCAGACAUCUGCAGUGCCAAAUGUGGGAAGGAUUAACCCUCGUGGGGGGGGAUUUUUCUCUGGAGUUCUGACAGCUUUAACUUGUGUGGCGGUGGUCUUACUUGGCUAUCACUGGAGCAGCCGGGAGUCAGAAGAUGAUCUCCUGGUCCACAAGCCUGUUUCCAAAUGGACAGCUGAGGAGGUGACUCACUGGCUGGGACAACUGGGACCUUGGGCUUCCCUCUACAAGGAGAGUUUUUUGCUGGAGAGAGUGAAUGGAAGGCUCCUGCUAACGCUCACUGAUGAAGACUUCGCCAGGGCUCCUUACCACAUAGAAAACGGGAGCCACAGAAAAGCCAUUAUGAUGGAGCUGGACCGUGUGAAGGCCCUGGGGGUCAAGCCGCCGCAGAACCUCUGGGAGUACAAGGCUGUCCAUCCCGGGAAGUCGCUCUUCCUGCUGUAUGCCCUGAAGAGCUCCCCCAGGCUCACCAUGCUGUACCUGUACCUGUUUGACUACACAGACGUCUUCGUGCCCUUCAUCCACACCAUCUGCCCUGUGCAGGAAGAGGAGCUGGAGGACGUUAUCGCCAAACUGCUGGACCUGAAGGAGCCUGCCUGGAAGCAGUGGCGGGAAUUCCUCGUGAAGUACUCCUUCCUGCCCUAUCAGCUCGUCGCGGAGUUCGCGUGGGACUGGCUGGAGGUGCAUUACUGGACCUCUCGCUUCAUCAUCGUCAAUGCCAUGUUGCUGUCUGUGCUGGAGCUCUUCUCCUUUUGGAGGCUCUGGUCAAGGAGGGAGUUGAAGACGAUUCCUCACCGGAUGUGGAGCCAUUUCUGGAAGGUGUCAACCCAGGGACUCCUGGUGGCCGUUUUCUGGCCCAUCAUCCCCCAGUUCAUCUGCAACUGCUUGUUCUAUUGGGCCUUGUACUUUAACCCCAUCAUCAACAUUGACCUUGUGGUGAACGAGGCCCGCCGCCUGGAGACGCAGGUGCUCUGAUUGGGCCUGAGCUCCUGAGUUGCUGGGCAGCAGGUCGCUGACAAAAAGACCACUCGCGUUCUUCUUCCAAUGGUGAAUCGACUCUUGCUGAUUUUGUGUUUAAUUAAAAGUGCCUGCUUCCCAGCAAGUCCCCUUUCAGCAGCAAGGACUGUAGUAGGCGGGGGAGGUUUUUCCCGGGAAGAGGAGAAACCAGCCUUGCUACCAUCGGAGCAUUUUGGUUUGGGGCAAACCGGAGCACGGGUUGUGUGUAUGCUGCUGGCAGCGGGCAGGGUCCAAGCUAAGCUGGUCACGACUGAGCACCACCGGGAGACAGAACUCGUCGGGGUCCCGUUGAUGUCAGGGGGUCUUGGCCGUGACUGGCGCGCACGGGCUGCUGUCCAGUUUCUGCAAGUAAUCUGGGAGUCCUGACAAAAACCCAAGUAGUCAGGUGGUUUCCAUAGUUCGUGAUGUGAAGUUAGUUUUGUACUUGACACUUUCGGAAGUGGUCCCUUUUUAAAACGGCUCCAGACCAGACGUAGCCCUGUUCCUUUCCCUAUCCUGAUAUUUGUAUGGAUUUGGGGAAGUUUUUGUUGCUACAUUAAUUUUCUAUUUGCCAACUGCAAUAAUUAUUUUUAAAAGGAAAAUGAUGUAAAUAUUGACUGUGAAGUGCUUGUUUCUGUAUAUAAAAUGCCACCUACAUUCUCUUUGAUUCAGUGUAAGCCAAAACCAAGAUCCGCUGUGUGUCCCCACUAAAGGACUCUGCGUUUAUAUUAAGAUGAUCUUCAGAUCUGCACAUGAACAUUUUUAAGAAUUAAACAAAGAUUUUUUUCUAA